Messenger RNA from Emiliania huxleyi CCMP1516, 630 nucleotides. RefSeq lists its product as hypothetical. Gene Ontology annotation, molecular function: ATP binding; ATP hydrolysis activity; ATPase-coupled transmembrane transporter activity. Gene Ontology annotation, biological process: transmembrane transport. Lineage: Eukaryota; Haptophyta; Isochrysidales; Noelaerhabdaceae. The annotation marks the transcript as partial. The transcript has a single exon. The record is from RefSeq and is a predicted model, not a curated record.
CGGCUGAUCGAGCGCUUCUACGACCCGCAGCAGGGCGCGCUGCUCCUCGACGGCACCGACUUCCGCGCCCUCGAGCUGCGCUGGCUGCGGCGCCAGAUCGGCUUCGUCGAGCAGGAGCCCAUCCUCUUUGACUGCUCGCUCAUGGAGAACAUCAAGUACGGCCGGCCCGGCGCGUCGGACGAGGCGGCGAUCGCCGCCGCCGAGCGGGCAAACGCAGACGCGUUUAUCCGCAGCCUGCCGGAGGGGUACGCGACUCGGCCGGGCGAGAAGGGCGUGCGCAUCAGCGGGGGGCAGAAGCAGCGGGUCGCCAUCGCGCGCGCCAUCAGCAAGGAGCCGCGGCUGCUGCUGCUCGACGAGGCCACCUCGGCGCUCGACUCGACCAACGAGGCGGUCGUGCAGGCGUCGCUCGAGGCCCUCAUGGAGGGGCGCGCCACCGUCGUCAUCGCCCACCGCCUCUCCACCGUCGUGCGCGCCACCCGGAUCCUCGUCCUGAGCGGAGGCGUCGCCGUCGAGAGCGGGACGCACGCGGAACUCUCGGCCGACGCGGGCUCGGCCUACUCGCGCUUCAUGCGGCACCAGCUAGUGCCGCCGCCGCAGGCCGGCAGGUGUGAGGAGGACGCGGAUGGCUGA